AUGCCCAGCUUCUUGUGUUUGCUGCUCUCCUUGCAGGGUGCAUGUAAGUCACAUCCCCUCAUCCGGAGGACCCUUGCCAGUUGGGGGGGCUCCUGGGGGCCAGGGCAAUGGAGGAGGAGGGAGGGAGGGAGGGAGAGGCGGCUUCGCAAAGACCAGCAGGAGCCGGGAAGCGGGCGGCCAGGCGGCCUGGUCCUAGAAGGACGAGGAAAGGUUUCCUGUCUGAAACCCUGGAGAGCCUCUGCCAGUCAGUGUAGAGAGUACUGGCCUAGGUGGACCCAUGGUCUGAUUCAGUAUAAGGCAAAGCAGUCCAGAGCAAUACGUUUGGUACCAGCUUGGCUCAGGAGUCGCCGGAAGUAGGCGUACAAGGCGCCAUCCAACUGCCUAAGGGACUCCACUCCAGAUUUGUGUAGGGUUUGCUCCUUAACCUUUGCUGAAGAUGUCCCACAAGGGAGUGGAGGUUUAGGGUCAGAGUUUUUUCCUUCUCCUAGAUGGGCCACCUUCCCAGAUUGACGAGCCCCAUCUGCCCCUCACUUCCCGCUAUAGCUGGAACUUGUCUUCACACGCAGGGAAAUCUCUUAACUCACUGAGGGUUUGAGACACGUUAGCUAUCCUCACCUCAUUUAGCUGGCCAGUCGAAGCCUUUCCUGGGGUGUGGCCGCUAUCGCCUGCUGACAGCUUCUUGGCUCUUUUAUGUGAAUUGCCCUGAGACCGCCGGGUAUAGGCCGGAAUAAUAGUAAUAAUAAUAAUAAUAAUAAUAAUAGCCACAGGUGAGAGCUGAGUGACGACUGAGGACCAAAGUUGGACAAGCCACCCCAGAAAGAGCUUGACGUGUCCCACACCAGAGGUACUCCCCCUCCCCUAGCGCCCACAGUGGAUGGUUACUUUUUUUGAGCAGUCAAAGGCGCAUCCCACAUUCAGAUUUAUAGUAGUCCUCAGACUCCUCUAACCAGCCUGGCUUUUUUUUUUUUUGUUUUUUUAACCAAAGGGCUUCAGGAAUCCCUUUUUUGCAUAACUACAGUUUGCAGGAAUCUUAAAACUGGCUUAUGAUAGCUUUAGCCUGUGAUGGAGGUCCAGUCUAAUUACAGUCUAACAGUAUUUCUUGUCCUUUUCAGGGGCAGCCGUGAUAAUCCAAGUCCCUUCAUCCCCAGUCCAGGCAGGGCCACACUCUAAUGUAUCCCUGCCUUGCCACUUCUCCUUAGACCCUCCCAGGCCCAUAGACGUUGAUUUCCUGAUUGUGAGGUGGUCGCUGAGAGGAAAAAACAUUGCAACGUUCGAUACCAACAUCACAGUGUUUAGACCGAGGGGAGCAGUGCUUGAUGCGACGCGGCUGCCAGAGGGAAACGCCUCCCUCUACCUCUCGGACGUCAGGGAUGAGGAUGCCGGGGAGUAUACGUGUUUUGUUCUCCAUACUCCUGACAGUGCUGAAGGGAAGGUGGCAUUGAAAUUAGAAGGUAAGGGAGGCAAGGCGGCAGGUGGAAAACCUUUUUUAAAGCACCAAACAUAUUUCAUAUUAAAGUCCUUGAUGUAAAAUACCAUUUUAAAGCGCAUCCUUUGAAGCGCGGCACGUUAACUCCAGGCUAAACAUACCUGACAGGGCCCUAGUUUUAUUCAUGUAUCUGCCUCAUUGUGAUAUUAAGCAGCUGGGCUGUGUCUAUUUCUACAAGAGAAUAAAGUGUGUGGUUGCUCAACCCUUGCCUUGGCUCCCUAUGGUCCAUUGCUUGAAGCACUUUUCUCCCAGCCCAGCUAUGAUAACCAGAUUUGAACCAUCCUGGAGAGAAAACUACAUAAGGCAAUGGAAUAGAGAGGUGUAGCGAGGAACACCUCUAUGUUCACUUUUCUGUAAGACAGACCCCACACACUGCACCAGAACAGGGCAGCUAAACUAGGAUGCUAAAGCUAAGACCUGCCACUUCCACAUCUGUCAUUGGAAUAAACCUACCUGUGGAAAUCAUCUCUCCUUUCUCUGGGUACUACAACCAACUUCACCAUGACACAUGAUGACCAGCAAGAGAUCCUUUUCAGUGGUGGCUCCCUGCCUUUGUCAUGCUCCAGGGCAGCCUGCCUAGCUCCCACAUCAAAAUAUUUUAGGCUCCAUGCAAUACUACCUUGCCUUCUCUGGCUUUAGAAAUGGUUAUUUGCUGAAUGCUUACAGUGUGGUCCUAAAAGUCCAGCUGAGUUAACUGAAGCUUACUCCCAGGUAAGUGGGUAUAAGAAUUGCAAUUUGUACACUUCCGUUUCUUGAACUGCUGCAACUGUGGUUUAAUGGUUUUUAUUUUGUAUGGUGUAAAUAUUGUAUUUUUAUCUUUUAUCUGAAUUAGAUUUCUGGCCCAUAAUACAAAAUGGCUGCUGAUGGUGUGGGACAGAAAUAUUUAAAUAAAUAAAUACUUAUAAUUUGAGUCUCAGUUUUGGGGAGCAUAGCCACGGUGCUCCCUGGGAAAGAAUUUGCCUAUAUGAAGCACAUAACACUGGUUCUCUCUCAGCUGUGUUGGCUGCCAUUAUACUUCCCAGCAUUUUUCAAGAUGCAUAUCUUGAUAUCAUAAAUUGGUUAGGGCCGUGUAUUACAGGGAACACCAGCUCGCAUUCAAGCCUACUCCUCUGGAGAUGAGGUUUUGGGGAGAGCUGCAGUUUCAUGUUCCAUCAUUUAGAGAUGUUCAUUGUAAAGAAACAGAGCAGGGCCUCCUUUGUGGUGGUGCUACAGAACUGAGACGUGACCUCUCAGGAGAGGCUUGACAAAAGCACGCUUGACAAAUAUCAUCAUCAGCAUUUAUUUAUUUAUUUAUUUAUUUAUACCCCACCCAUCUAGGUGGGUUUCCCCAGCCACUCUGGGCAGCUCCCAACAGAAUAUUAAAAACACAAUAAAACAUCAAACAUUAAAAACUUCCCUAAGCAGGGUUGCCUUAAGGUGUCUUCUAAAAGUCAGAUAGUUGUUUGUUUCCUUGACAUCUGAUAGGAGGACAGAUGCCACUGCUGAGAAGGCCCUCUGCCUGGUUCCCUGUAACCCCACUUAUCGCAGGGAGGGAACCACCAGAAGGCCCUCAGCGCUGGACAUCAGAGUCUGGGCUGAAUGAUGGGGGUGGAGAUGCUCCUUCAGGUAUACUGGGCCAAGGCCGUUUAGGGCUUUAAAGGUCAGCACCAACACUUUGAAGUGUGCUCAGAAAUGUACUGGAGCCAAUGUAGGUCUUUCAGGACUGGUGUUAUAUGGUCUCGGUAGCCAUCCCCAGUCACCAGUGCAGCUGCCGCAUUCUGGAUUAGUUGUAGUUUCCAGGUCACCUUCAAAGGUAGCCCCACGUAGAGCGCAUUGCAGUAGCCCAAGCGGGACAGUCUCCCAGACCUUGAGGGAUGGCAUAGUGGAGAUACAGGACUGCAGCUCUUACUGCAUUUGGGGGCAGGCCAGGCAGGACUUAAAGUGAGUAACUUAAAGUGAGUAACUUAAAGGCCACCUAAUGAGUUCAUGGGCAAGGUGAGAUUUGAUCUGCAGAUUCCUAGUGCAUGUUUUCCACCAUGACUUCUACGCCAACUUCCUUGUACUGAGAGUUUCCUUUUACUGCAGAAGGGAAGAGGGAAGUCACAUCCAUGCCAUGCAUUUAAAGCACACUUAACUUGUGUGGCUUCCGGUGAAGAAUCAUGGGAACUGCAGCCUCCUGCUCACAUAUCUAGUUCCCAGCACCCUUUAAGCUGCCCAAGGAGAUGCUCUCCUAACUCUCCUCUCUCCCUCCAGCUCCCCCACGCCUAACACUCGGCCCCACAGGAGUGCCGCUGGGAAAACCAAGCACUUUGACAUGUACAGCAUCCGACUUUUACCCUGACGGUGUUUCUGUGAAGUGGCUGCGAGGCAGUGAGACUCUGAAAGUCGACUCGCCCCCUGCCAAGCGUGGGCCCAAUUACCUCUUCUAUGCACAAAGUGUCCUGGAGUUCACACCACAAAUCUCUGACGCUGGAGUUACCUUCUCAUGCCAGAUCCAUCACCGAGCGGUAAAAGACCCAAUCAGUCAAGAUAUUGAGCUGAAGGUGGUAGGUAAGUGGGAGCCUUUCCUGUGCAACCUGGAGUCCUGAAAUGCCCAUGCUAAGCACAGUUCCCCCUUAGUGAGACCCAGUUCUGACUCGCACUCUCUACCCUGUUCUGCCUCUGCGUAUUUUUCUCCUCAAAACUCUGUAUCCCUUUGCUAUCUGCUGAGGUAGGUGAAGGCCCACCCAGUCGAAUUUGGGUCCACACUAGGACCCCUCACGAUUGCGAAGGCACCGCCUUCUUGCAAAUCAGCUGGAAGUCGCAUUAAAAUGGUGGUUUCACACGCUACUUAACAUGGUGCUAUAUUUAGCAAAAAAGGCUUAAUGUUCCCCAUGUUCGGAGAUGGGGAGCCUGUGACCCUCCAGAUGUGGAUGGGCUCCUGCUCCCAUCAGACUUGGUCAGAGAAGCCAAUGGUCAGAAUGGUGGGAGUUGUAGUCAAAGGACAUUGGAGAGCCACACUUUCCCCGUCCUUGCCUCACAGGACCUGUAGUGAGGUCCGUCUGGCGCCUCCAUUGACCUCGUUCCCCCCAGGCUGUGAUGAACUAGAAUGGCAUUUUUACUCCCUUUAAAGGGAGCGCAUAGGUCUGACUAAAAAUACAGUCGUACCUUGGAAGUUGAACCGAAUCCAUUUCAGAAGUCUGUUCGACUUCCAAAAUUUUUGGAAACAAAAGAGCAGCUUCUGAUUGGCUGCAGGAAGAGAUUGAACCUGAGACCUUCUGCAUGCAAGGCAAAUAUUCUGGUGCUGAGCUGCUCUUGUGUAAUGCAUUUCAUACAACUGUGGCCUUUAGAGACUGUUAGGUGGGUUGCCUUUAUAAUCAGCAAUGUCUCCCUCUAGUGGCCUUCACCAGACUUGCAGGACCUCAAAUCUCUCUCUUCUCCUUGCAGCUCGCCCAGAACUUCAUAUGCUCACCAGGCCACCAGGGAAGACGUUCUUGGUAGCGGAGUGCCUAGUGUGUGGGUUUUACCCACAAAAUGUUACAGUGCAGUGGCUGCAAAAUGGGGAGCCGAUACAAGCGGGAAUAUACGAGUCUGAAUUUGAACAAAAUCCUAAUGGGACGUUCUCAACCGGAAGCGUCUUCUUCCCACAGCAGGGCCAUUUUGCAGCCAGUUAUACCUGCCAGGUACAACAUGAAGCACUGGAGGCACCACUGGAGGAGAGGAUCCCCUGGGAGCCAGAAGGUGAGGGUGAUGGAAUUACCCACCCCUCAUCCCCAGAAUGUAGUACCAAAUCACAUUGGCCAAAACUUAAACGCGCAUCUCCAAUUGACUCUCCUCCAGCUCUAGGAUACUUUGGAUCACCGAUGACUUGGCUUCUAGGAUCUCUGGGACACCUUGUGGGACUUGGCAUGGGAAUUGGAGCGACGUUGAUGUACCAAAGACGCAGAGGUGAGUUGGGGCUGCUGGGAGUGGUGGCAGAAAGAGCAGCAGAGUCCGUGGGGAGACAAGGCUGCAGUGCUGGGGCACGGGACUGCAGAUUGCAGUUUGGAGACACCUGAUUAUUGCGUUCCCUCUCUCCCUCUCUCUCUCCCCCUCUCUCUUAGCAGCCAAGUAUAAGCAAGCUGAACCAAAUGACCAAACCCUCCUGAAGAAGACGUCGAAAGUCAGGAGGGAAAAUCCAGAUGACGUUUUUGUUAUUUAA
Podarcis lilfordi (Lilford's wall lizard) is the source of this 5645-nucleotide messenger RNA. The record is from the annotation of a GenBank genome assembly. NCBI's taxonomy places the organism in Eukaryota, Metazoa, Chordata, Lepidosauria, Squamata, Lacertidae.